Penicillium brasilianum is the source of this 1068-nucleotide messenger RNA. NCBI's taxonomy places the organism in Eukaryota, Fungi, Ascomycota, Eurotiomycetes, Eurotiales, Aspergillaceae. The record is from the annotation of a GenBank genome assembly.
AUGACGAAAUCGUCCCGCCGGAGGACGCCUGCGUCAACACCAGCCUCAUCGGGCGCUUCGACCCCAAGUUCUGUCUCCUCGGGGCCUAUCCCACCCUUCACCAAGGCUCCGUCCAUCCUCAAGCCUUUCCUUGACCCGCUCUCCCCGGAGGAGGUAUACCUAGUCCACAUCGACACCUCAGCAACAGAGCUGAAAUGGCAGACCUUCUUUGUCCCAACGGUGGUCAACGUGGUGGUGGCAGCGGUGAUCGCUCUACGCGUAUACUGGGGCUUUAGCACAUACCCAGCGCUAGUAGCUAUUCUACUCGGAAUGGAGAGCUCACUGAGCGUGGACAUCGCCUCGACACCGUGGACGGAGUUGGCACAAAUCACCCUCCGUCGGGUCGGCACCAUCCUGAUCGACUACUACCUCGUGACCUUGUUCCUGUCUUGGCCCAUCAACUUCGUACUUGGACCCGUCCACUGGCGCCGUGCCGUUGGCUUCCGGGACCGCGAGAUCAUCGUCCGCCGCAGCCACCGCAGCUGGAGCAAGAAGCUCGAGCGCAACAAUUGGAUCCGCGAUAACGAUGCGAUGCGUGACAAAAUCGUUGCUGCUGUGACACCCGAGCGUAUUGGGAAGACCGGGUAUCUACUCGUCGACGAGGACUGGAAUCUAGACUAUCGCGCCAUGGUCCGCGCGCACGCGUUGGUCGACCUAACCCGUAAGGGCGAGGGCGUACAGCUGGACGAGUUCCGCACGGCCGUGCUGGUUCACACUGACUCGGAUGGUUGGCUGAUCUGGCGCGUUGCGGACGAAAAUACACCCGGUGGACGCCAAAAGUCUGCUCAGCGAGACCAGAUCCUGGCUUUCAAGGAGAGGUUGACUGCCAUGGGGAAGGAGGAUUUGUUCUUCCGCUGGGUGGAGCUGGUCCAGUGGGAAAGCUCGCAACCUGGUGGAUUCACUCCGGAGAGGCAGCGCAGUGCUAUGGUACAGGCUAAGCAGAUGUUUGACGAGGAGAAUGUGGAUUUCACUCAGUUCUGGGAUGAUGAACUGGUGGGCAUAUCCAGCGCUGAAGAGACGGCGACGUGA